GUCCUCAUGUACAGCGGUGAUAUUAUUAAGGCUACGUCAUAAAUCCCCAUUCUCCCUCGGACAGGAAGUGCUGAGCCAUGAGAGAAAUUGGGGCUAAUAAACAUGACUUCUGUUUCUUCGAGUUGUGGAUUUUGUGGUGCAAAAAAAGAGAAUUUGUCGAAGUGUUCUAGAUGUAAAUGUGUAUAUUACUGCAGUAAGGAAUGCCAAAAGUCGCACUGGAAAGCUCACAAGCCAAACUGUAAAACGACUUCUGAAAUCCCGGCAGCAAAUGAAAAGCUACAUAAGUUUCCGCAACCAGCCAGGAAAGAUUUGGACAGUAUAGCAAGAUUUGUCUGUAGUUCUUUGAAAACGAAGUAUUUCAGUGUUAUUAACGAUGUAUUUGUUGACGAGAAAGCUCUGGAUAUAUUGAACGAGGUGAAACAAUUGCACAAAUCGGGUGUCUUUCAAGAUGGACAACUGAGCGGUGGGAAGACGGCUUCGGACAGCGAGCAGAAAUUCACCGAGACAAAGAUACGAGGGGACAAGAUAACUUGGCUGGAAGGCAACGAAAAACACGCACCAAAUAUCGUUAAACUGAUAGAAUUUGUGGACACGUUAGUGAUCUGCUGUAACAAUCUCCCUGAUGGAAUGAGCGAGUACCGCAUCGAAGGUCGCGCCAAAGCUAUGGUGGCCUGUUACCCUGGCAACGGAACAGGGUACACCCGACAUGUGGACAACCCGGACGGGGAUGGGCGCUGCCUCACUGUUAUCUAUUAUCUCAACCAGGGGUGGGGUGAGGACAAUGGAGGAAAACUCAGAAUAUAUAGAGAAAAUGGACAUGUCGAUGUUGAACCAGUUCUCAAUAGGUUGCUAAUGUUUUGGUCUGACGGACGCAAUCCUCAUGAAGUCCUGCCGGCUUACUGCACAAGGUAUGCCAUCACUAUAUGGUAUUUUGACGCGGAAGAGAGGCGAAGAGCUAAAGAGCUUCACCGACAUAAUGUUUUGGAUGGUCUAGAGGCAGAGUUCGCUUUAAGAGAUGUUGAGGCCAAGAGAAGGGAAAGAGAUUUGGCAGAGGCGAAGCUCAAAGAGGAAUCGGAGAAAUUAGUGAAGCAGUUGUUGUCUGAAGAGGAUUUGGAGGCGCUUUCUGAUCUAGUGAAACAUCAUCUUAAUCCGUACCAGGUGCUCACUGAUCUGGGGAUUCAGCAGAGUGUACAGGAGGCUUUGUUGAAGUUACUGAAAGAACGGUGAAUAAAGUGCAAGUCUUUUGACUGAUGAGAGAAAAGGGUGUUUUAUUAAGGGCGGAAAGAUUAAUACGUAAUAAAAGAAGAAAGGACAAUUCAACAAGGAAGUGUACAGAAAAGGUUUUCAACAGCAACAUAGACAAGAGUUGUUUCACAAAAUGGAACUGCACCAGGAAAAGUUAUUGGUUUCAAGAAAAGAACAAAAGCCCGCGUAAAGUUUUAAAAAACUUCUCCUCAUCGUCACGCAACGCUUCCCACCACUAGUAGCUAUUAGUAGGAGGAAAAGUUGCGUGAUGACCCAAUUGAUCGCUGUGGGGGAGACUAGGAAAAAGUCUUCCCCUACACAGAGUGAAAGAUUUUCGUACUAAAAGUCGAUAGAACAUGCGUGAAGCAAAAAAGGUUCAAAUACCAUAGUAUAAGGUGGCAAACGAACAGUACGUGUCAGCGGUACUGUAUAGAGCGACCCUCUUCCAUCACUCUUCCACGGAUCUCUUUGUAGAUCAGUAAGGGGGAAAAAGCUAAGUUUUGCCGCAGCUGUACAGUUAUACUUAUGCGUUCUGUUCAUUGUUUCACUCCUACUUCUUGUAAAAGGGAGAGCGUUCAAAGCUUGUGCACUGUUUGUCUUCGGUACGUGGAGACGUUUAUCUUAUUUUCCUUAUUUACCUUAGCUUUGAGAAAUUUGCCCGCGAAGUUGGCAGUUCUACUUCAAACCAAUGAGAACAAACAUGCUGUUUUUUCAACCAAUCAGGAACAAACCUAAAUCGCCCGAUCGUGGCUUGAAUCUCGCGCCAAUUCCCGCGCUUGGCGUGUUUUGCACGUUUUUUGCUUCAAGCUCUGAUUGGUUUAUUGUCUUCGCUGUGUAUUUUGAUUGGUCAAGUCUGAUAACACUCGUUUUGGUUUUCGAAACCGCUCUGAAAAUUGAACGCGAUCUAAAAAAAUUAGCAUAAAUUUUAACCUUUUGACGCUGUUUAAACACCCUAAGGUAAAUCUUAUGCAAGAUAAGUGUGGAAAUACUGUACAAAAUGUCUUUCGCUCGGAUGUUUUUAAUGAGAAUUAUAGACUUUUUGUAAAUUAACGUACACUAUUUUGAAAAUACAGACUGAAAAUAUUAAAGCAAAUUCAUUUUUCAACACGAGAAAGAAAAGGUUUUCUUUUUGCCUUCGAAUAUGAAUCGCAUUACGAAAUUAUGCAAUUCUUUAAAUUUAAUGACCCACAACGCGAGGUGUGCAUCACAUAAUUAUUUUAAUCUAUCCCACAUAAUCCUUUUCAUUAAGCGUGGUUAAACAUUUUUCAUCAUAAACAGAUUACUGUUUCAAGUCUCGAUAGCUUCUUCGUCUUCAUCUGAUAAUGUUAGCUCAGGGGAAUUGCAAAGAAGUACCUCAAUCUCCUGCAACGAAACUCGCGAACCGGGCUGAGCUCGGCUAGAUAAAAAGUCCUCGCAUUUUUUCACCGCUGAUUUUCCGUGUAUGGCUUUAAAUAAAAAGCAAGCUUGUUCUUCGGUGAUCGUCCCUCGCUUUUCCCGAUCUAACAUUUCGAAUUCCCACUCCAAGUCGCGCAUUAGAAAGCUACGACGGUCGGUUUCAUUCAGCACGUCCAGAACCUCAUCCUUUAAACAUAAGUCACAGAAACAGACUGUUUCAAUCGCCGCUGUCACUUGGCGCAAACUGAUUGUAUUUCCAGGCCGCAGAUUGUGGUAAAUUUUCUGAAGUUCCGUAGCUGUUAUUCUUUCAAGUGUAGUACCGUUAGUUUCCAUAUAGGCAGACAACAAGCUUGCAAUUUCCUCGCUCUGUGACGACGAGACAGCCAUAGUUUACUCGUCCGUCUCGAAGAUAAAGUGGUUCAAACUGACAGGCUUGCAGUGGAAACACCUGUAUUUAUUUUCCUUGAGUCAUAUCCGGUUCAGUAAUUUAAAGCGCCCGAGCAUGUUUUUCAAGAAAGAUUGAAUUCAUUUCUCACUCUUUCGAUGUGUUUUUUCUAACAUAAGUUUCUUUUUCGAAAGUUUCUUAUCCAGUAAUGACUAAGACUAUUUAGCGAUUUGAAUAAAUGAAACCUCAUUAACGGCUUACACCAGUGGUGGUUGAAGUUACAAUAUUCAGUGAACAAACAUCUGCCCUUUCUGCAUUGUUAACGAGCGAGAAAACAAUACCCCAACCAGAAUCAUUUAUGACAGCAGCUAGCACACGAAAGAGUUUUUCAGGCAUAAUUUUGGGAGCCCAAACUUAACACCUCGCGUUGUUGUAGCGUCACUCAGUUUUGGAAACAAUAUUUUAAACUGACAGAAUUCUAAGAAAUACGUUUACGGCCUGCGAUUAGCAUGCAAUGUUUCUCCCCAGACCCUUUCUCACUUAUGUUAUCAGCUCUUCGGUAUCUAGUAAAGGGGGGUGGGGAGGGGGGGCGGUUGAACAAUUUCCAAGAGAAAUUCAUGCACACAGCAAAAACUGCACGUGCUUUCUUCUAUCCAGGUCCUAUGUUUUACUGAAAAAAAUAUAUUACUCAAGGUAUCACCCUCCAAAAAAAUUCAUGCACAACCUAAAUGUGGGAAAAAAUUUCAUGCCCCCAAAAAUAGCACCACCCUUCCCCCUCAAAAGAAAUAAUGGUCCGUCCCUAACUACUCUGCAAAUGAAAAUCAAAUCGCGAGAAAAAGCGCGGACAGAAAGACAGGCUGUCUAGUAGGCAGAGGCACUUCAGCGUUCUUCUGCGGCUGAAAUUCAGGAUCAGAACAGGAGCCCGUUUCUCGAAAGGCCCGGAAACGUUCUGGGCCCGCAAAGCCAUUUUCAGGCAAUCUGUAUCUAAAACCCGAGAGUUG
Molecule: messenger RNA, 4026 nt
Organism: Orbicella faveolata
Lineage: Eukaryota; Metazoa; Cnidaria; Anthozoa; Scleractinia; Merulinidae
Product: prolyl hydroxylase EGLN3 pseudogene
Source: RefSeq, a predicted model, not a curated record